This is a messenger RNA of Melanotaenia boesemani (Boeseman's rainbowfish), 2507 nucleotides long. RefSeq names its product kizuna centrosomal protein (gene kiz). Gene Ontology annotation, biological process: spindle organization. Gene Ontology annotation, cellular component: centrosome. NCBI's taxonomy places the organism in Eukaryota, Metazoa, Chordata, Actinopteri, Atheriniformes, Melanotaeniidae. The record is from RefSeq and is a predicted model, not a curated record.
UGGGAAGCGGUGCUCAUGGUAACCACCGUAAACCAUCCAUCUUCCUCCCCUUCCUCCUCCUUUUUCUUGUCUCGGCUCAGCGGCAGUGCCAAGCGAGCGAUAAUGGAUAGUUUGGGUCGCACCGAGGACAAGUAUUACGAAAAAAUUAAAGCGAUUCAGCAAAGCAUGUCUAAAAGGGAAAAACGGAGGAUGGAGCUGGAGAGGGAACUGUUUGCUUACUCCAGAUCAGAUAUUAGAAUCUCACAGAUAAAGUGUUCCAAACUGCACAGUUAUCUCAAAGAAAUCUGUGACAGGGAAGCACGAGCGAAAAUGAGAAACCUUGAGCUUCAGAGAAAUGUGGAGUGCAUAGAAAUUAGCAUGAAGGAAUAUAGUCCUGACCAUGGCCCCCUGCAACAACAAAAGGCUGAGUUUUUAAAAAAUAUUUCCAGGUUUAUUGAAGCAAGAAAGAAAAUGGAGCCAAAGAUGGAAGCAGCAAAGGUAGAAUCUAUGCAAAGACAGUACCAGGAGAUCAACAUCUCUCACACUGUGAAGGAUUUUACACAGUCACCAAUGGAAAUUUUUAUGGAACACCAGACCUCCAGAGGGUCUGAUGCUGAAGCUGGCACCACAAGUGUACACUCACACCGAGCGUUGCGUCGUUCACCCAAUCGCAGUGUGCACUCCCGUGAACGUCUACCAAGUGGCCUUUUGAAGGACUUCAGAGUUGGCGGAGAGGAUGCCGCCAGCAAGCGAACACAUUUAUCAGAUGACAUUUCAGGCUCAAAUGAUUCCCCUGACGGCUGUAAUUUGAGUGACAAACAUGAAAGAACGCUGAGGCUGCUCCCAUCUGUUCAUGCCUUAACAGGCACAGCUGGCAGUGUGGCUUUUGGAAGUGAUGAUGAACAGGAAGCUUCACCUCUGGUGACCUUGACGGGGCCUGAGAAGAAUCCAUCUCCCAGCAACAGUGGCUCAUUGAGGGCUAAGAAUUCCCUUGCAGAACACACUGACUCCCAAGAGGUAGCUCAUGAGCCACUCAUAAUGGGAGAUGAAGAGAGAGGUCUUGGCCAUUUGAUGCCUGAAACCACUUUUGGAAAAGAAGCUCAAGACAUGCCAGGUAAAUGUGAGAGUAUCAGUACACUGAGUUCUGAUGUGGAGUUGUCAGAGAGCAGUGCUAGUGACCUGACAAUAUCUUUGACUCAAUCUGAGCUGGAGGAGGAUCUACCAGAGGAUGUAGUACCUGUGAGGAAUUCUUACAGAGGGAAGGAUGAUCACAAACAGCACAGUCCUAAAUCAUCCAUCCACUCUAAUGGGUCUAAAUUACAUAGUGAAUCCUCAGGAUCAGCAGUGACCUUGAAAAGCCUCUCCCUGGAAGGAUUCUACAGUCUGCUUGACAGUAUCGAAGGACGCCUCCAUGGCGAGCAGACCCAUGUGUAUGGGGAUUCUUCAGUUGAUGAAAGACAACGCAAUAGAAUUAUCAGCCUUUGUGACGAUGGAGCGGGCUUAAAUGAGGAGGACCUUGAAGCAUGUGGAGCAGUCGUCCUUCAUGAGCUUCAGAGGUUGUCGUGGAACACAGAAAAGGGUUGCCUUCUGUCACAGGAUCUAGUGUAUGCACAUCAGUAUAACACUGAGCCUAAUAAAAUAAGCACCAGCCUCCCUCCUAAUGCCGCUCGGCUGUGGGAUCGCUGGUUCAAGCACGCCCUUGUGCUCAAGGAGCACCGUGUCCUCAGCACUGAGCGCUUGGUCCAACUGUUCACGCCGUUGCUACUGAAGCGUCAUGCCACCUACAGCCAGCAGGCCAAAGUGUUUCUGAGGACACUUCUCUCCCGGUCCAGUGAGGAGUGCCCCUCAGCAGAGGACGUGAAUGACGUAUCUUCUUUGUGUCGUCCUCCUUCCCUCCUGCCUGAUAAAGAUGUGAAGCCUGAAAGAUCGAUACAGAAGCCACAGAUUCAAGAACUACAAAGUACUGAAGAGGACAGCCAGGACGAAAGCCCUGUGGAAAGUGGUCCUAUUAGAGAGACAAAAGCAUAUCAGUUACUUAAACAGUCAGCCAUGCAGGAAAGGCUGCAGAGUUCUGAAGAGGAGGAGGAGAAGAGUGUGUUUUCAGGAAUAAAUCAUGGCCAUGAAGAGGACCUGGGGAGGGCCAAAUGCUCCUCACAUCAAGACCCUUACCCUCGGAUUAGGACCUCAAAAGCUUAUUCUGCUCUACAAUCAAAAGCUUUCUGGCAGGAAUCAGAUGACAGCGACUCAGAGAUUGAAGCAGCCUUACGUCCUCCUACUUAGAACACAAACAACAAUGGUACUGAAGAUUUUUAUGACCGAAAUUUCCAUUGAGAUGCUUUUUAAAUACACUACUUUAUGUCAUUGGGAAAUUUGAGGCAGAUUGGCUUUUGGUAUUUCACCCCCUGACCACAAUUUUAGUGGUUUGCAUUGUAAAUCAUAUGCACACUAUAUUGUAAAAACAAAUAAUAAGUUGACAGCUCUCACACUGGGUAAAGUAUGUGAAGUGUUGUCCACAGCACUGAUGUUAA